Messenger RNA from Aspergillus wentii DTO 134E9, 747 nucleotides. RefSeq names its product CVNH domain-containing protein. The transcript has 3 exons. Bases 184 to 516 code for a protein of 110 amino acids. NCBI's taxonomy places the organism in Eukaryota, Fungi, Ascomycota, Eurotiomycetes, Eurotiales, Aspergillaceae. The record is from RefSeq and is a predicted model, not a curated record.
CUCAGAGCGAGACUGUCUACUAAAUUGAAUCAGCUCAGCGCUAACUGGAGAUCCGCCCUGGAGGGGUAGAAGUGUUAUAUAAACCCCAUUCUUUCCGGGGGAUUGAGAGUCAUUCAAGUCACCACUCUCUCACUCUUCCACAACUCUUUUUAUUCAAUUUCUAUUCCAAUCCACACAAACACAAUGGGUUUCGCUGAGACUUCCCGUAACAUUCGCAUUGAGCAACAGAAUGGCAGCACCUGGCUCUAUGCCGAAUCCGAAACUAGAUCCGGCGAAUGGGUCGACUCCAGCAUCAACCUCGAUGAGGUGAUUGGCAACGAUGACGGCUGGUUCAGCCGUGACACCAACAAUUUCACUGCGAGCGCUCAAGAUAUCCAUUUGGAGGAGCGUGAUGAUGGCCCUUGGCUAGUUGCCGAGUUGCCCACGCGCGACCAAGGAUCCCGUGGAUCCCAGGGUAUCAACUUGAACCUUCAUAUUGACAACAUCAACGGCGAGCUCGAAUGGAUCCCUGAAUAAAUAAAUCCCUUCUCCACGACAACGAGGUAGUUAGAGGUCUGAAUAUAUGAAAUGACUAAAUCAAAUUAAGAAUCAAUUGUACCGUAGAACACCCUAGAAGCUAAUAAUAUUACCUAGAUAGAUAAAUACCUUAUCGGAAUGCCUUUACUAUCCGUGGCAUCCGCCUUUGCCAAAUUCUGCUUGAAACUUCCUAAACGCCGUCUUGAUCCUCUUUACACAGCGUCGCAGCCG